GCAGCUCCUCAUACAGAAGAGCGAGCGCUCAGUGCCGGAGGACAAAAGAGAGACAAGAUGAGACAAGCUCGUCUUUAGACUACACCUCAAAAUGUUUUUGCAGAUCUGCUCUAUUGAUAUGGUGCUUUUUUCCUGAAAGUGUUUUUGUGCACACGGCUUUAUAAAGCAUUUGCAGCCUUGGGGCAUUUUUCCAGAUUUUUUUUCUAUUUGGAGAAACAAGGAUUUUUAACUUUUAGUUUCAAGAUCUGAAAUGAUCUAAAUCAGGAAGGUUAGGAAUUUUAAAGAGGAAAGUGAUUUAGGCUCAGGGUGUAAGUUAGAGUUUUUUGUAUUGAGUAUUUUUGGCAUCUCAGGAUGGUCACUUGGUCAGUGCUUGUGCUGGCGCUCACUGCCCUGGGGGUGAGCAGCGACACAGAAAUCCGACCAGAGGUAUGGCUACAGCAGUAUGGAUAUCUUCCCCCUGGUGAUGUGCGUGCUCAGGCUAUCCGAUCCCCUAAGGCCAUUGCCUCUGCCAUCUCCGCCAUGCAGAAGUUCUAUGGCCUUACCAUCACAGGAACCAUGGACACUGAAACAAUGAAUGCAAUGCAGCGACCACGUUGUGGGGUUCCAGAUAAAUUUGGCACUGAGCAGAAGAGCAACCUGAGGAGGAAACGCUACGUCAUUCAGGGUCAGAAGUGGCAGAAGUCUGAGGUCACCUUCAGCAUCCAGAACUACACUCCUAAAGUUGGCGAGUAUGCUACUUACGAGGCCAUCCGGAAGGCUUUUAAGGUUUGGGAGUCAGUCACGCCAUUGAAGUUCCGGGAAAUUCCAUACUAUCAGAUCAGAGACAGACCUGACAAGUAUGCUGACAUAAUGCUUUUCUUUGCUGAUGGCUAUCAUGAUGAUAGCACUCCAUUUGAUGGAGAGGGAGGCUUUCUGGCCCAUGCAUUCUUCCCUGGUCCAGGAAUCGGAGGUGACACACACUUUGAUGCAUCAGAGCCUUGGACAACUGGCAAUGGUGACCAAGGAGGAAAUGAUGUUUUCCUGGUUGCAUUGCAUGAGCUGGGUCAUGCCCUGGGUUUGGAGCACUCUGGGGAUCCUUCUGCCAUCAUGGCCCCGUUCUACCAGUGGAUGGAGACUGAAAAUUAUGUGCUUCCUGAGGAUGACAGACGUGGAAUUCAGCAGAUAUAUGGUUCUCGGUCAGGACAUGUGCCAAACCCUCCUGCCCCAAAACCCACACGCAAAUCUGACAGGCCCUCAGUGAGGCCUGAUAUCUGCAAAGGCCAUUUUGACACCAUCACCAUCCUGCGGGGAGAAAUGUUUGUCUUUAAGGACAAGUGGUUUUGGAGAAUGCGGGAUGGUAAACCUUUACAGGGAUACCCCAUGCUCAUCUCGCACUUUUGGAAAGGCUUGCCGGAUUCUAUCAAUGCGGCUUACGAGCGAGCUGAUGGGAAAUUUGUUUUCUUUAAAGGUGAUAAGUUCUGGGAAUUUAGUGAGGCAACUAUGGAUGCAGGAUAUCCUAAAACCUUUAAGGAGCUGGGCACAGGCCUUCCUAAAGACAGAAUAGAUGCUGCUCUCUUCUACACCCCAAAUGGACACACAUACUUUUUCAGAGGAAGCAAAUAUUACCGUUUCAACGAGAGCAGACGCUUUGUGGACCCAGAGUACCCCAAACCCAUAAAUAUGUGGAACGGAGUGCCUGAUGAUAUCAAAGGAGCUUUUAUAAACGACAAUAGAGCCUACACCUACUUCUACAAAGCCAACAAAUAUUGGAAAUUCAACAACAAACAGGUGAGGGUGGAGCCCGGCUACCCAAAGUCUAUUCUGAUCGAUUGGAUGGGCUGCAAGCAUGAGUCUACAAAGCCGGACGGAACCGAUGAAGAAGUCAUCAUCAUUGAAGUGAACAAGUCCGACGGAUUUGCAGGAGGUGCUGCAGUCAUAGUGAUCCCUCUCUUCCUGUUGGCUUGCGUGCUCGUGGUUUUGGGAGCGUUGCUGUUCUUCCGGCGCUACGGUACCCCUCGACGCCUCCUCUACUGCCACCGCUCACUACUGGACAAGGUUUAAAGAUGAACAAACAGAAUUCGAGAGAUAGGGAUUUUUUAGGGGCAAUAGCAGGGGUGCAGACAAAGGGUGUGGGGAGGGGGAUAAUGGAAGAAAAGAAAGGCUCUGCUUGGAUGGAGAUGAUAAGAACUUUGACAUUGUUUACAGGACAGCGAAAAGGAUGGAAGGAAGGAUAAAGAAGUGAAGUGACAGAAAAAGGAACAAUGCAUAUUGUUUUGGUAGUUAUUUGUACAUCUCUGCCACAAUGAUUAGACCCACGAAGGAGAGAGAGCAACAUAAAAAGAGGGAGCUCAUUAAAAUAAAAUAAAAAUAAUAUAAAUAAAAUAAAAUAAAUCUUUUUGAAUACAUUGAAAGAAAAUAAAGCACUUUUUUUUUAUUAUACCGGCCCUCCCUCUUCUUCUCUUGUAGUCUGUCUCUCCCAAAAUCCAACGACUCCAGCCACAGUGCUGUAUGAUUAAUGCCUUUGUUUCUGCUUUAAUAAAUUUCCAUCUUACCUCUGGUUUUAGCUCGUAAGCUUUUAGCCACAUAUUUUCCUCAAUACCCUUCAAUCCUUAAUAACCCUUCAGUGCCUUCAGGGAAGAUAACCCAAUUAAAAUCUAUAUUUCCACAGACAGGCUUGUAUUUAGAUGAAUAAAUAUUAACCCCUAGUGAAGGAUGUCUUCAGAUCAUACAGUACAUCUCAAAAAGUAGAGACUGCUGUAAAGGUGAAGGUAAAAGGACAAAGUUCAGGGAGGAAGUGUGGCUCAGGCUCCUAAAAUGAGCCCGGUCUUUAUUUACACCCAGAAAGACGAGCUGUCUUGCAGGUACAUCUCCAAAUAUAAAAUUUUAUAAAGUGUUUUACCAUGUAUUGUUAUUAAUGUUAUUAAUGAUUGUUAUUAUUAUAACUAUGGUUAUUGUUAUUAUUGUUCUCAAUAUUUAGUCCUUUUUUUUUUGUAGUCAUUUCAAGUCCUGCUGGACAGAGGCAUAAUGUGACUGAUAUUAACAUGACUCCCAAGGUUAAUCCACAGGAAAUAAACAUACUUUUAUGAAAUAAAUGGAAAAAAUGUUGAGGAUUUAUACAAUUUGUUAGAGAAAAGAUCAGAAAAAUACUUACAAACACCAGCCCUGUUGACAGGCCAAAGUUUGCUGUGUGUUAUUUUAGCAUUAAUGUUCAUGCGCCUUUAUAUUUAAAGAAAAAAAAAACAAAUAAACAAAAAAAAAAAUACAUCACCUCACUGGAUUUAUUGUAUUUGGAUGGUUCUUUGGAGAAAACCUUGUAUGUUUGGGUGGAGCAAAAGUUUUCAGAGAGGAAUAAACCUGAUUAUGGAAAAAAAA
This is a messenger RNA of Silurus meridionalis, 3351 nucleotides long. It is a transcript of the gene mmp14a, whose product is annotated as matrix metallopeptidase 14a (membrane-inserted). Gene Ontology annotation, cellular component: extracellular matrix. Lineage: Eukaryota; Metazoa; Chordata; Actinopteri; Siluriformes; Siluridae. Gene Ontology annotation, molecular function: metalloendopeptidase activity; zinc ion binding. The record is from RefSeq and is a predicted model, not a curated record. Gene Ontology annotation, biological process: zymogen activation; extracellular matrix organization; collagen catabolic process. The coding region runs from base 352 to 2040 and encodes 562 amino acids. The transcript has 10 exons.